UUGCACUGAGAGCUGGACUCAGACGAAGAGGGACGGCUGUGAAGCUUACCGAGGGUGGAGAAGCCAGCACCCACCAGGGCACCGGGGACUGGGACAAAAAGGAUAACCAGCAACAAGGCAUAAGGGGGAGAAAGUGCACCGACAGAAGGAGUUGUUAGCAGGAGGAGUGCUGACAUUAAACAGAAGAUGAGUACAUACACAGUGACUCUGAAUGGCCCCGCUCCAUAUGGCUUUAGACUACAGGGAGGAAAGGAUUUCAACAUGCCCCUCACCAUCUCCAGGAUAACCCCUGGCAGCAAGGCAGCAGGCGGCACUCUGGUCCAGGGCGAUAUCAUCUCAGCCAUCGACGGGGUCAGCACUGAGGGGAUGAGCCACCUGGAGGCCCAGAACAAGAUCAAGUCAGCAAUCAACAAACUUACUCUCACCAUGCAGAAAUCCAGACGUCCUGUUCCAGUUCCCACGGCAGCUCCAAGGAUGGACUCACCAAUGCCCGUCAUCCCACACCAGAAGGUCAUUGCAAACACAGCUGCAAACAUGGAGUACACCCCCAGCUUCAACCCCAUAGCUCUGAAAGACUCAGCCCUGUCUACCCACAAACCCAUCGAAGUAAGGGGCCCAGGAGGAAAAGCUACUAUCGUUCACGCUCAGUACAACACACCAAUCAGCAUGUACUCACAGGACGCCAUCAUGGACGCCAUUGCAGGACAGUCACAGGCCAAAGGACACGACAGCGAGGAGGCCGGUUCUCCUUUGGCUGGAGUUCUCCCAAUCAAGGAGCCAGUGGUGGACUGUGCUUCUCCUGUCUACCAAGCAGUGAUCAGGCCAGCAGACAAAAACCAGGACAUGUCUGAGUGGGCUCGCCGUGCUGCCAACUUGCAAUCGAAAAGCUUCAGGAUGCUAGCUCAUAUCACUGGCACUGAAUACAUGCAAGAUCCAGAUGAGGAAGCGCUGCAGAAAUCAAGAGAGCGGUUUGAGUCAGAGGUCAAGGGGCCGCGCUUCGCCAAGUUGAAGAACUGGCACAACGGAUUGUCUGCACAGAUCCUCAAUAUCCAGUAAAAUGGAGGAGAGGUGUAUCAAAGCGAGGGAAGUAACAGAAGGAAGGAGGACAUGUAAACAUGGGAAGAAUCCAAGGAGUGAACAGGAGGUGAAGUUAAAUUAUGAGGGAAAAUGAAGAGAGAAACUUCCCAGGAGAGUGAGCUAUAGCUGUUGCCUAGAUUAGUUAAAAAUGUAUUAAUAUGCAUACAUGUUAGUAUGAGAACGCUAUGUGUUUAUAAGUUUCAGGUGUCAAUAUAUCUGCCGACUAUUCAGACCUUCUCUCAUGUUUAGGUUCUUUCUUUUAAUGUCCUGAUUAUUGGAGUUCUCUUAGA
Molecule: messenger RNA, 1367 nt
Organism: Cyprinodon variegatus (sheepshead minnow)
Lineage: Eukaryota; Metazoa; Chordata; Actinopteri; Cyprinodontiformes; Cyprinodontidae
Gene: ldb3b
Product: LIM domain-binding protein 3-like
Exons: 9
Coding region: 187-1056 (289 amino acids)
Biological process (GO): actin cytoskeleton organization; muscle structure development; heart development
Cellular component (GO): filamentous actin; Z disc; stress fiber
Molecular function (GO): muscle alpha-actinin binding; actin binding
Source: RefSeq, a predicted model, not a curated record